AUGUCAUUGAAGAAAGAUUUUCUGUGCUGCUGCUCAUCUAUGUUCCCAAGCACGGAAACUGCUCGUUUCUACCUGCUCGGUGUGCUUAUUGCUCUUUACAUGUUGGCUGGUGCUGCCAUAUUUUCUUCUUUGGAGAGACCAGCAGAGCUACAUGCCCACCGGCUCUGGGAAGAAAGGCUGAUGGACUUCAGUCAUGAGCAUAAUGUUAGUUGUGAAGACCUGAAAUCUCUAUUGCACCACUAUGAGGAGGCCAGGACUGCUGGUAUUCGGACAGAACAAAGCAGAGCCCUAUGGGACAUCCCAGGAGCUUUCUACUUUGUGGGAACUGUUGUGUCCACCAUUGGAUUUGGAGUGACAGCCCCAUCAACCAUGACAGGCAAAGUCUUGCUCGUAUUCUAUGGCUUGCUGGGAUGCUCUGCUACCAUUCUCUUCUUCAAUCUCUUCCUGGAGAGAGUCAUAACAUUACUUAGUCUCCUGAUAUUGUGGUGCCACAGUAAGAGAACCCGGCAUGGCAGACUGGAGUGCAGAGGCAGUGAAAGUGACAGAAAUGAAGAGUGGAAGCCAUCUGUAUACCAAGUUACACUCGUCCUUUUUGUUGCUGUGGUGGUGGUUGCAUUUGGGGCUGCCUCCCUCUAUUCAACCAUGGAGGGCUGGACUUAUUUGGAGUCUCUGUACUUCUGCUUUGUGGCUUUCAGCACAGUGGGCUUCGGAGACUUUGUGAGUGGGCAAAGAGAACACCAUGAGGACACCCAAGUAUACCAGGUAGCUAACUGUCUUCUGAUGCUCUUAGGAGUGUGCUGCACUUAUUCCCUCUUUAACGCCAUCUCUUUGAUCAUCAAACAAGGACUAAACUGGAUGCUGAGGGCAUUGGCUAAAAUACAACCCUGUGCAUACACAGCAGGUGCAAACAGUGUCCAGUUUGGGCCACAGCAUUCUCUGGCGCUCCUGUGUUCCUAG
Molecule: messenger RNA, 957 nt
Organism: Scomber japonicus (chub mackerel)
Lineage: Eukaryota; Metazoa; Chordata; Actinopteri; Scombriformes; Scombridae
Gene: kcnk20
Product: potassium channel subfamily K member 13
Exons: 3
Coding region: 1-957 (318 amino acids)
Biological process (GO): stabilization of membrane potential; potassium ion transmembrane transport
Cellular component (GO): membrane
Molecular function (GO): potassium ion leak channel activity
Source: RefSeq, a predicted model, not a curated record